Alligator mississippiensis (American alligator) is the source of this 1533-nucleotide messenger RNA. Its product is annotated as olfactory receptor 6F1-like. Gene Ontology annotation, molecular function: olfactory receptor activity; G protein-coupled receptor activity. Bases 1 to 1533 code for a protein of 510 amino acids. Lineage: Eukaryota; Metazoa; Chordata; Crocodylia; Alligatoridae. The record is from RefSeq and is a predicted model, not a curated record. The transcript is spliced from 4 exons. Gene Ontology annotation, cellular component: membrane. Gene Ontology annotation, biological process: G protein-coupled receptor signaling pathway.
AUGGGGAACCACAGCAGUGUGCAAGAGUUCAUCCUCCUGGGAUUCCCUGGCACGUGGUACUUCCACUUCUCCCUCAGUGUGGUGUUUUCUCUGAUGUAUGGCCUGACGGUCAUAGGGAAUGUGUCCAUCAUAGCCUUGGUGUGGACCACCGGACGUCUCCACACCCCCAUGUACUACUUCCUCUGCAAUCUAUCCUUCCUGGAGAUCUGGUACACCACAGCCUGUGUCACUAAAGCUGUGGGUGUCCUCUUGGGGAACAGCCAAACCAUCUCUUUCACUGUCUGCAUCUUGCAAUUGUUCCUUAUUUUCUCCCUGGGCUCCACAGAGUGUUUUCUACUAGCGGUUAUGGCCUAUGACCGCUACCUGGCUAUCUGCCACCUCCUGCACUAUAGCUCCCUCAUGAGCAACACCUUCUGUAUACAGCUGGCCUUUGCCGCGUGGCUGAGUGCUUUUCUGGGUAUCUCUGUGCUAGAAUUCUCUGAAAUUCUCUUGAGCCUCAAAUCUCAAGGGCUCUUCAACAAGAAGGCAAAUAUAAAACAACCUCCCUCCUGCAACUGCUUGGAGCUCCGUUUCAUCAACAAGGUGGAUUGUGUGGCUGGGGUCAUCAUGGGGAACCACAGCAGUGUGCAAGAGUUCAUCCUCCUGGGAUUCCCUGGCACGUGGUACUUCCGCUUCUCCCUCAGUGUGGUGUUUUCUGUGAUGUAUGCCCUGACGGUCAUAGGGAAUGUGUCCAUCAUAGCCUUGGUGUGGACCACCGCACGUCUCCACACCCCCAUGUACUACUUCCUCUGCAAUCUAUCCUUCCUGGAGAUCUGGUACACCACAACCUGUGUCCCCAAAGCCAUGGGCGUCCUCUUGGGAAACAGCCAAACCAUCUCUUUUACUGUUUGCAUCUUGCAAUUGUUCCUUAUUUUCUCCCUGGGCUCCACAGAGUGUUUUCUUCUGGCUGUUAUGGCCUAUGACCGCUACUUGGCUAUCUGCCACCCCCUGCGCUAUAGCUCCCUCAUGAGCAACACCUUCUGUACUCAGCUGGCCUUUGCCGCAUGGCUGAGUGGUUUUCUGGGUAUCUCUUUGAUGGUAUUCCUAAUAUCCAGGCUGUCUUUCUGUGGCCCUAACAUCAUCAAUCACUUUUUUUGUGACAUGGAUUCCUUGAUAGCUCUGUCCUGCACUGACACUAGUCUUGUUGAGUUGGCAGAAUUCUUUGUGUCAAUUAUUGUUGUCGUGGCCUCAUGUGCUGUAACCUUGAUCUCCUACAUCUACAUAAUCUCAACCAUAUUGAAAAUACGGUCAACCCAAGGCCGGCAAAAGGCCUUUUCCACUUGCUCUGCCCAUCUCACCGUUGUGACUAUUUGGUUUGGUUCCACCAUUUUUCUGUAUGUCAAGCCUUCUGCACCAAAUUCACUGGACAUGAACAAACUCAUCAACAGUUUUAAUACUAUAAUAACUCCACUGCUAAACCCUUUCAUUUACACUCUAAGGAACAAAGAAGUGAAGCGAGCCUUGAGCAAGAUGUGGAUCCUGUGGCUGGGGUAG